Messenger RNA from Vanderwaltozyma polyspora DSM 70294, 1803 nucleotides. RefSeq names its product mRNA-binding protein WHI3 (gene WHI3). The transcript has a single exon. The coding region runs from base 1 to 1803 and encodes 600 amino acids. Gene Ontology annotation, molecular function: mRNA binding. Lineage: Eukaryota; Fungi; Ascomycota; Saccharomycetes; Saccharomycetales; Saccharomycetaceae. The record is from RefSeq and is a predicted model, not a curated record.
AUGAUGGCUUCAGCAGGUAACAUAGCUAGUCUGAGUAUAGACCCAGUUAAUAACGAUCUCCAUAUGAAUGAUUCGUCGAAUAUCAUUUCAGAUGAUAAAAAUUCACCCUUACCUUUAUCAUCAAUGCUUCACAGCUUGUCUAUGGGUAGUGAAGGUCAUUCUGUUUUACCAAAUGAUCUAGCUAAUUCCUCACCAGGACCUUACUUGCUAAAGUUGAAAAAUUUACCAAAUGAAAUUACGUCAAGAGAAGCUCAUGCCAUCUUCGCUUUGGUAAAUGGCUUCAUCAAUGUUGAAUUACAUGAUGAACCUGAAAAUAAUGGUAAUAAUGUAAAAAUAAUAAUUGCAAAGUUUGGUUCUCUUUCGUUGAUCUCUCAAUGUGCUGCUAUCCUGGAUUCUAAAAGCGAUAUUUUUGGUCCAGAACUACCAAUUAAACUAUCUGUUGAAAUUAUUGAUGAAUCCAAUAAUCAGCAUAUUCCAGUUCCAUCAAUGGUUUCGGAUCAGAGUUUCCAAUUACCAACAGGCUCCAUCCCAUCAUUAGUUGCUACUCCUCCAAUAUCGAGAAAGAUAUCAGCAAGUAUUCCUCAAAAAUCAAGAUUUUCUUUCCAUGAUGCAUUUGGUACUGAAAGCAAUCCUCAUCAACAAAAUAUCGCUUCUCAAAAUCAAUCAUCUCAUGAUCUAAGUAUGGGUUCUGGAUUACCAUCGGUAGCACCAAAUGAUGUCGGAAAGUCGUUCUUAUUAAUGGGAAAUGAUGAAAUCAAUAACAGUAUUUGGGGUUCCAAUGGGAUUCCAUCGUUGAUGAACGGGUUCUCUAGUAUCCCUCAAUCAUCUGCAACAAAUUUGGACUGGGCAGCUCACUCAGAAAGAAAACAAAGUGCUCCACUAUACAUGCCCCAUGCUGUUAACUCUGGUAUGGUACCAUCUCAAUCGAUGGAUUCGAUUCCUCAAAUGCAAUCUGUCAAUAGAUCAGUUCCAACCAGUUCUUCUGCAGUGAUAACGCCAAACCAAAUUGCAUCUUAUGGGCUUAUACCACAAGUCCAGGGUAGCAAUCGAUCACUAUCAAAUAAUAUGCAAUCAAGUAAUGAUAUUCCAAUAGCUCCUGUUCAAAGUCGUUCAAGUUUCUCUCAAGUUCAAUCAGCUCCUCAACCUCAAUUUCCUCCAGAGGUUUCAAACAAUAUUAUUCCUCCAACAACACCACAAAAGAAUGUGCCUUUGAGAUCAACACCUACUAAGGGGCUAAACAGCAUGGCUAAAGUACCGUCUUCAUCUUCUUCUUCAAGCAAUGUCGUAGGUUCCUCUGGGAUUUCACAAGCAGACUUAUCCUUGUUAGCUAGAGUUCCUCCUCCUGCAAAUCCAGCUGAUCAGAAUCCACCAUGUAAUACUUUAUAUGUUGGCAACUUGCCUCCAGAUGCCACUGAACAAGAAUUAAGACAGUUGUUUUCAAGUCAACAAGGUUUCAGAAGGUUGUCAUUUAGAAACAAGAAUAGUAAUGGUAAUGGGCACGGACCAAUGUGUUUUGUUGAGUUUGAAGACGCAAGUUUUGCUACAGUUGCCUUGGCUGAGCUAUAUGGUAGCCAAUUACCAAGAAGCACAGUAAGUAAUAAAGGUGGUAUCAGAUUGAGUUUUUCUAAGAAUCCAUUAGGUGUUAGAGGUCCAAACAGUAGAAGAGGAGGUAGUAACAGCAACGCUGGUGGUUCAGGAAACGGUUCAUCCAGCAACCCAUCUAACAACCCUAAUUCAAAUAACAAUAGUAAUAACAACAACAGUAACAGCUACAGUUAUUCUAUUGGAUACUCUAAAAAUUGA